This is a messenger RNA of Microdochium trichocladiopsis, 585 nucleotides long. RefSeq lists its product as uncharacterized. The record is from RefSeq and is a predicted model, not a curated record. The transcript has 2 exons. Lineage: Eukaryota; Fungi; Ascomycota; Sordariomycetes; Xylariales; Microdochiaceae. Bases 1 to 585 code for a protein of 194 amino acids.
AUGCCGUUGGCGACAUACACCAAGAUUGAAGGAUACGACUUUGCGUUCGAUGUCGUAUUUGCGCCAAGGUGGCGGCGUAGGCAUCAGGACGCGAGCCCGAGGCAGUCGAACGCAGUGUUGAACUAUGAUGAUGUCGCUCUGGAGAGAUGCCCCCGCCGCGUGUCCACAGAUGCCACCUCGUGUCAACAAAUGGACAAGCUUCAAGGACAUCUUGACAAAUCGCGCCAUGGUCGGGGACAGACACAUAACGGCAGCACGGAUGCUCAGACACAGACGGAUAUGCGUAGAGCAGGCACGACCAUCCAGCUGGGCUGCUCCGAAACCGAUCACCACAGGCACCAGCAGCACGACAAGGCAACUCAGACGUCCCCGAGGCCUCCCAGAAGGGAAAUUGACACCAUCAACAACAACAUUACUCGCGGGAGCCGGAAGCUCACAAAACCAGCAACCACGGAGCACAAGAUCGACGGCGUAAAUAGGAUCCUCACAGCGAUAGAUUCCGUGUUCAGCAAGUUUGACCAGAGGCUCGAGGAAAUGGAUGUCAUGCUGGAUAUUGACUUCUCUGCUUUGGACGGUGUGGUCUAG